This is a messenger RNA of Aspergillus fijiensis CBS 313.89, 723 nucleotides long. Its product is annotated as putative isochorismatase family hydrolase. Lineage: Eukaryota; Fungi; Ascomycota; Eurotiomycetes; Eurotiales; Aspergillaceae. The coding region runs from base 73 to 723 and encodes 216 amino acids. The transcript has 4 exons. The record is from RefSeq and is a predicted model, not a curated record.
UCUCCCCAAUACGUCCCUCCCUACCACUGACCACAUUCUCAGCAACGUGUAAGAAGCUUAUACUCUGCAAAUAUGGCCACUCUCACUCGAGCCACGCGCAUCCGCAACCCCGCCCUCUUCAUCUGCGACAUCCAAGAAAAAUUCCGCAAUGUAAUCCACGAAUUCCCCAAAGUAAUAACAACAACCACCAAACUCCUGCGCGCGACGCAACCGCUAAACGUGCCAAUCUACGUGACGACCCAAAACCGCGCCCGCCUCGGCGACACCGUCUCCGAACUGAGCCCGUACCUGCAGCCCCCACCCUCCUCCUCCACCUCCUCCCAAACCAGAGUCGUUGCCAACAUCGACAAAACGCUCUUCUCGAUGAUCACGCCGGAGCUGGCCAGCCUGCUGCCCAACCCGCAGCAGGGCGAGACGCCCCUGGACGCGAUCCUGGUGGGGAUCGAGACGCACAUCUGCGUGACGCAGACGACGCUGGACCUGCUGAGCCGCGGGCACCGGGUGUACGUGAUCGUGGACGGGGUGAGCAGCGCGCACGCGGAGGAGCGCGGGGUGGCACUGCAGCGGUUGCGGGAUGCGGGGGCGACGGUGACGACGAGCGAGGGGGUGGUGUUUGAGAUGCUGGGGGAUGCGGGGCAUGCGGCCUUCAAGGGGGUGAGUGGGGUGGUGAAGGAGAUGAAGGAGGAGACGAGGGGGGCGUUGGAGGCUUUGGCGAGGAUUUAA